This is a messenger RNA of Pungitius pungitius (ninespine stickleback), 705 nucleotides long. It is a transcript of the gene rps9, whose product is annotated as ribosomal protein S9. Gene Ontology annotation, molecular function: structural constituent of ribosome; rRNA binding. Gene Ontology annotation, biological process: translation; ribosomal small subunit biogenesis. The coding region runs from base 41 to 625 and encodes 194 amino acids. The record is from RefSeq and is a predicted model, not a curated record. Gene Ontology annotation, cellular component: cytosolic small ribosomal subunit. The transcript has 5 exons. NCBI's taxonomy places the organism in Eukaryota, Metazoa, Chordata, Actinopteri, Perciformes, Gasterosteidae.
CCUGCGCUGGCCUGAGCGAAGCAGGCACUGAAAAGCCGCCAUGCCCGUUGCCAGGAGUUGGGUUUGUCGCAAGACAUACGUCACCCCUCGCCGUCCAUUCGAGAAGUCCCGACUCGACCAGGAGUUGAAACUCAUUGGCGAGUAUGGUCUGAGGAACAAGCGUGAGGUGUGGAGGGUCAAGUUCACCCUGGCCAAGAUUCGCAAAGCUGCCAGAGAGCUCCUCACUCUUGAUGAGAAGGACCCCAAGCGUCUGUUUGAAGGUAAUGCUUUGCUCAGGCGUCUGGUGAGGAUCGGUGUGCUGGACGAGGGUAAGAUGAAGCUGGAUUACAUCCUCGGCCUGAAAGUUGAAGAUUUCUUGGAGAGGAGGCUGCAGACUCAGGUCUUCAAGCUUGGACUUGCCAAGAGCAUCCACCAUGCCCGCGUCCUUAUCCGCCAGAGGCACAUUCGUGUGCGCAAGCAGGUGGUGAACAUCCCCUCCUUUGUGGUUCGCCUGGACAGCCAGAAGCACAUUGACUUCUCUCUGAGGUCUCCGUACGGCGGCGGACGUCCAGGCCGCGUCAAGAGAAAGAACGCCAAGAAGGGCCAGGCUGGAGCUGGAGGCGCUGACGAUGAGGAGGAAGAUUAAGAAGGAUCUCUUCCAGGGACUGUCCUCACAACCUGUUCUGUAAAAUUCAAAAUAAAACUUUGGUCUGACCAGAGAAAUAA